This is a messenger RNA of Acaulospora colombiana, 172 nucleotides long. The record is from the annotation of a GenBank genome assembly. NCBI's taxonomy places the organism in Eukaryota, Fungi, Glomeromycota, Glomeromycetes, Diversisporales, Acaulosporaceae.
UUCAACAGCAAGAAAGCAGACAAACAUCUUAAACUGGAGUGAAGAAGUUGAAAAAGACUUGGGCAACUAUGUGAGCAAAAACAAUACUAAUCAAAACAUACUCAUCCAGAAUCAAAAAGAAGAGGAACAUGCCUUUAACUCAAACAUUAAUAUGAAAGAAGGAGAAUACUAG